AUGAAAGGAGUGACAGUAGAGGAGACCGAUGCCACUCAAAGAGCUUCGCUGAACGAAGCAAGCGGACCUGAGCAUCACCUGGAUAGACAGAAUGCUCUAUCAUUUUUUCGCGUCUUUGUUGCGAUGGCAUUGCUUUUCCUCAACUACUUUCUGGCACAAUACGAUAAAUUCGUUCUAUCUUAUUUCCAGGCUGAAGUCAUAGAGUCUCUUUCCCUAACCUCGACACAAUACAGCGUGUUGUCGGGCUAUGCUACUGGCAUCCUUUAUGCACUUCUCGCACUUCCUGUAGCCUUCAUCGCAGACUACACAAACCGUCGAGUAUGGGUUCUUACUCUUGCAGCAUUUUGGUGGAGUCUCUGCGUGCUCUUCCAAGGGUUAAGUCACAAUUUCUGGCAGAUAUUACUUGCGAGAAUCGGCAUGGGCAUUGGUCAGGCACCCGUGGAAGCACUCAGCAUCAGUCUAAUUAGUGAUCUGGUGUCGAUGGAGUGGCUAUUCCUCUGUGAAAGCAUCUUCUAUGUCGGUGUCUACGUUGGCGAAGCCGUUAGCGGACAAAUUGCUACAGCGUUUGAUAGGACUCAUACGCCUUGGAACAACGCACUGAAGGCAAUUGGUAUCGUCGGCAUGGUAGUCGCGGUUGUUACCCGCCUUCUCUUGCGUGAGCCACGACGAAGGCGGCUCUUGGCGAGGCCAUUGUAUACCGAGAGUUCAUCGGGGACAAAUGUUGACAGCGAUGCUACACUCGGAAGCAAACUCCGCCAAGCUAGGACUCAAUUGUCGGCAUCUGUCAAGCAUGUUGUAAUGAUGAAAUCAUUUUGGAUUCUGACUCUGGCUGCCGGAGCUCGACAAUUCUCGGGGAAUGUAUUUGGUUGGUACAUGCCGUCCUAUUUGUCUUCCAUAUACGCAUCACAAGAUCAGCUUCUCUCGCGAUAUGGAAUUAUUGUCGGUGUCGUCGGCUCAGUCACUGUCGUUCUUGGAGGUGUAAUCUGCGGUUAUUUGAAGCGGCAGCCGACUGUUAUACUCUAUCUGACCGCCAUCGGCGGCAUCAUCUCAAGCGCGUUUGUCAUUUGCAUGGUUUUCAGCCUGAAACUGGCGAAUGGCCACGAGGAAGCGGGAGUUCGCAUCUUGUAUGGGGUGAUGAGCGCAGCUUAUCUCACCGCUGAACUUUGGCUGGGCGGGUUUGCUUCGCUCUUGGCUUUACUAUUGCCAACAAGAACCAAAACCUUCUGCCUAGCGAUCUAUACCAGUGUCAUCAUCUUGAUCUAUUCGAGUGCUCCACAGAUGAUCGGUCUAGGAUUGAGGAAUUACAAACCAGGAAGUACGGCCUAUUUGGAGAAGACGCGAGACAUACUUGCCAUUCUUAUUCCUGUCGGGUAUUGGGUCGCGGGAAUCUGUUUUUUGUCGGCCAUCCCUAAGGUGAAAGAGGACCUCGCUAUGGGUCGAGCUGCGCAGGAAUUUCAGCAGGACGAGGCCGUCAGCUUGCGAAGGAAAAAUGCUUAUUUGGCGUUUGUAACUCUCUUGGCGUCUUUAACGAUUGCAUUAUUCAUUACGAGUCUUACGGUCACUUAG
Molecule: messenger RNA, 1566 nt
Organism: Exophiala aquamarina CBS 119918
Lineage: Eukaryota; Fungi; Ascomycota; Eurotiomycetes; Chaetothyriales; Herpotrichiellaceae
Exons: 2
Coding region: 1-1566 (521 amino acids)
Biological process (GO): transmembrane transport
Cellular component (GO): membrane
Molecular function (GO): transmembrane transporter activity
Source: RefSeq, a predicted model, not a curated record